AAUGUCGUCGUGAUAUUUAUUAUUUUUUGUCAAAAUCAUGUACGGUAAAAAUCAGAUAAACGAAAGUGGAAGUUAAUCAUUUUAAUUGAUAAAAUUCUCUUUUAUAUCUAUUGCGAUUGUAGAAAGUAUUUUGAAUGGUCAUAUGUAUUGAUAAUAAAAAUAAACAUUCCGUUAGUUUUGGGGAAGGACUUGCGAAAUAAUUUUGUUGUGAUCCUGUGAGAUAAUGUUACUGUUUUGAAUGUGUUAUUUCGGAUGUUUUAGCGUAAAGUGUCUUAAAUCUAAGAAUUUAAAGGAUAGGUGGGAAGUAGGUCGUAUGAGACAAAGUGGCGUAAACAAAGUGAGCCGGUGCAUCGUAUGUUCUAGAUUUUAGUGGCACGAUAUGGGUUUAUGUGAGGGUCAUUAGGGACGAUGGAGCGGUUGUCUCAUGACCUCAACCUGGCUCUGGAGGAGAGUAACUGCGGCAGACAGGAGCGGAGGAAGCUAGGCUUCCGUCGACGCACCAGAUCUGCCGGAAACCUACCAGCUGCAGUGGCAGUGAGCCUAGUUGAAGAUGGAAGCUCCAGUAGUCCGCCUCAGGCCCCUCUCAUCACACAGCCGCUAUCAGACUCAGAUGACCCACACCUCAGCCUGCACAAAUCCAGCCUCAAAUCCCGACAUUAUUGCCAAAUUGGAAAUUUUGAGUCCGAUUCCUUCAAUGAGAACUUCUCCCCAACAAGACCAGCCAAUGCUAGGAGGAAACGCAAAUAUAAGAAGAUGCCUGUAGAGUAUACCGAUGGGAAACGGUCACCACCAGUUGAGAUUCUUAGUGUGACUACCGAGCCCAAUGCACUACCUGCUACAAUAAUACUCCAGAGGCCAGUGUUGACCCCGGGAAUUCAUGUAACAAAGCACAAGACUCUCACUAAACCUGAAAGCUGCUUUUUCAGAAACGCCUUCUGUGGUAAAAGAAAAUGGUCGCACCGGGAUAAAGGCGAUGGAUGCGAAAUGAGAGAGAGAUCCUUCAGUGGUGGAUGUUCUUCAAAGUCUGCUUACUUCUCGAAAAACGACUUUAAGUCAAGGAAAUAUGACACAGACAUUCCUAAGAAGGAGCCUGUGCUUCAGCCUGGCAAAAUUAUACUCAAGUCUCAGAAUGCAGAAGGUACAAAACCGACCACACCCACAAACACUCCAUCUUUACCGGGAAGUUCCAGUUUCAAUUUUGUUUACAAAAAUUCUUCCAAAAAUGGUACUCCAACAUUAUCAAAACUGACAGGGUAUAAAAUAACGACAGAUCUUCCGCCUUUCUUUAACCCUACAACUAGUACGGGAAAGAACAGUUUCGACGGGAAAUAUCAUAGAAAGUUUAAAAUGUUGAACAAAUCACACCCACCUUCCCUGAGAAACCCGCUGAUGUUCGAUGAUUCCAACAGUGGAAUGGAUUGUGCAGGGAAUGAAUCAAGCUCCCUGAGUAGUAGCGAUUCCGAUGGCGUGGUUACCAACGACAGUGAUAGGGAAGGAGACGAUGAGCUCACCGACUGGCCCGGCAUCGAAGAACUGAAAGUCUUUAACAAAAGCCUUACGUUCAAAACUUCUAAAUCAGUGAACAAUAAUUCUCCAAAGUCCGCCAGCAACAUGCCACCACCGAAACGUUUGAAAAAGGAAAAAUUAUUAGUCAAAAGUGGGUGGGCUAGCUGCAAGAACAGGUUCAAGAAGAAAAGAGCUAAAGUGGAUUCGGGGAACGAUGACGACGCAAUGAUGUCUGAUUCUAAAACUGUUGUUGAUUUAGAAGACGAACCUAUCUCGAAAGAAAAUAGAGACAUUCUUCAGCCGCAUUCCUCUUUCAGCAGCUUUAGUGACAUAAAAAACGCUGGUGUGUCUGGUCAGAACGCGAAUGAGUCGUUUUUUCAGUCCUUUCAGGCCUUUCAAGAGAAAUCGGCUCAGCAGGAUGAAUCGUUUAACCAGACGCCGCGCACGAAUUUUUCGCUACAGAAAACAUCGUCCAGUGAUUUGAAUUUGAGUGAGAAGUCGCCACAGAGCGACCACUACUACAGUGAACAUUCAAUGGGGAAUGCUGUAGUGACAGAAGUGAGGGAAAUCAGAGCUGGAUGUCGCAGGAUACGGGAUGAAAGACCAGGUUUCUUAAUUCUAAGUGCUGCUAACGAACAGCUUUCGAAAUUCCUGCAAGAUUCUUGCCAAACUGAAUUGAAAUUGCCAAGUCUCAAUGAUCCUGAAGAAAAGGAGAAAUUGGAGUCACUAGCUAAGCUCUAUUCUUUGGAAUUGCAAGUGGAAAUGGGUCGGCCGGUCCUGAGGAAAACCAGCAACACAAUGCAGGCGAUUCGCGUCGAACAUUCCUACCACAAUUUUCCUUCAGACCAUAAACGCCGUUGCUAUGGUGACGACACAGAUACUAGCUUGUCUUUGAGCGACCAAAAUUCCGUGAACUCUAUCAACGACCUCGAAGAUACGCAGGACGUACCGGAGAGACUCUGCGACAUGGCUCAACAGGAUCUGGUAGAUACAUUCUCAAAUUCAUUAGUUGAUAAGUCGCAUUUACACCCCGGCGAAAUAGAUUGAUUCUAAGACGUCUACUUCAACCAUGGGCUUGAAAUAAAGUAUUCUUUACGUGUUUAUGAUAAAAUCGCUUCAAGAUAAACUUAUUUAAAAUUGGAUAUUAAUAGGUCUAUUCUCAAAUCGAAUGAGACAUCGCCUAAAUUAUUUACCUAUUUAUAUUGUGCCUAAAUUAAUGAAUUAUGCGCAAAGGUUUAUUCAUGAUGAACGUCGACAAUAUAAUGUAAAGUGCAUGUAUUUAGAAAGUAUCACGGUACAGGUGUAUUUAAAACUAUGUCAUAUUCAAAUUUAAAAAUGUGAUUCGGAAAUAUAUAGAUCUAUGUAACCAUGCAGAGCGUGGAUAACUAUAAAAUACGUAUAUGUACGUCCGAAUACUGAGAGGCUACUCAAUAGGGUAGAUGCCUAAUUUUUAUUUUAAUGUUCGUCUGAUAGAUUAUUUUAAAACAUUACACACGUAU
Messenger RNA from Spodoptera litura, 3005 nucleotides. RefSeq lists its product as uncharacterized. The record is from RefSeq and is a predicted model, not a curated record. NCBI's taxonomy places the organism in Eukaryota, Metazoa, Arthropoda, Insecta, Lepidoptera, Noctuidae.